This is a messenger RNA of Cinara cedri, 5405 nucleotides long. The record is from the annotation of a GenBank genome assembly. Lineage: Eukaryota; Metazoa; Arthropoda; Insecta; Hemiptera; Aphididae.
UUAACAUUUAAACUAGUUAGUAUAGUCACUGCCCAGUUUUGACUAUGAAUUGAGAUAAUUAUGUAAUAUACCCAUAUGCGAUAUGAAUAUAGCAUUAUAGGGGAUUGGCCGAAUACGUACACUUUUACAAAAGCGAUCACGGAAAAUCUAAUAUCGAUUAACGAAUACGAUUUGCCGAUUUCGAUAUUUCGUCCGUCAAUAGGCAAGUUUUUAUUCAAUGCAACUUGUAUGAAUUUUAAAAGUCGCAUAUUAUGUAUAAUACGCUGGCCGGCUUCGACAUUAAAAAGAAUAUCGUGAAAACGACAGAACAAAAUUAAUAUUGUGUUGUCUUAUUACAGUCGGGUGCACAAAAUCGGAACCGUAUCCCGGUUGGUUUGAAAAUAUGACCGGACCGCCUGGAAUCAUUACCGGAAUCAUGGUUGGAUUUCUACGAGCCGUUUUAGUCGACGAAAGUAAAGUGUUCGAUUUAGUUCCGGCCGAUUACACGGUCAACGCUCUAAUCGGCGUCAUGUGGGAGACGGUCAAUAGGUAAAAGUUAUAUGAUAUAGAUUAAAGAUGGUUACAGAUGAAUCGCGAAACACUCAGAAAUUAUUGAAUUUUUCAAACGCAUUUAUUUUAAGAAUUUGAGAAUCACGCAGCCUUAACUAAUGUUACAUUAUUAUUAUUUUUUUAUCAUCUAUAUAUUUCUGGGGAGAAAACGACUACCAGUUAGCGAAGUAAUCUAUUUGUAUGUUUAGGUAAGUGCCCCCACACAAAUUAUGUUCCAAUAGACGCUCUCCUCUCAAUCUCCGACCCAAUCUUUAAAUGAAAUAUCUCGUCAACGGGAUCAAUAAUCAAUAAUUUCAAAUCAAAAUUUAUUUUAACUUGUAUUUAAAACGGAUGAGAACAAAUUGGGUUUUUUUGUGAGGAAAAUACUCGGAAUAUUUUUGGACCAAAAAAGAAUGAUGAAGAUGAAUUUGAAGUUAGGACAAAUAAAAAGUUAGGAAGAUUAUUUGGAAAAGCCAAUAUUAUUGGAAUCAUGAAGAGUAGUAGAAUAAAAUGGGCCGGUCAUGUGUGGAGGUCUGAAAGAGUUCUGAGGAACAUAACGGGAUGGAAACCGAGCACGAAACGGCCCAGAGAAAGACCCAGACAACGGUGAGCUGAUAGAAUCAAAGAAGACUUUAGGUUGAUUGGGGUGGAAAACGUGAGGGAAGUGUUAAAGAACAGAGAUAAGUGGAGGGGCGUUAUUGUUGCAACGUUGGACCUUAAUGGUCUUAAGAUGCCUCAGAAAAAGAAGAAGAAUACUUAACAAUAUUUGUAUGGUAUUUUUAAUAUAGAUUGCCAUUUGAAAAUUUAAAUUUAACACUUUAGCUGCUUAUUUCAUAAAUUUUAGAAAAAAAGUCAAUACUUUGCAAAAUAAUGAGUGUUUACAUUAAAUGAAUCACCUGUAUACUAUUAUAUUUAUUGUUUUGUGUCUAGAUAAAUUAUUUUUAUAUGACUGUUCUCGAGGACUUCUAUAGCUCCAUAAAAGUACACAAAUAUGCACUAAAAAACAACCAAAUACGUACUAAAAUAUGCUAAAAAAAAAAUCCUCCAACCCAUAUUUGUUCAUUAUUUGUCAUUACUCAUUAAUUAGGGCUCGGAGAUUAAAGGAGUUGCAUAUUUUUCUGUAUGCACUGAAUUUAUAGCAGACCAAGCUAGAAAUACUUUCUAUACGAUAGAGAGUUUAAAAAUUGACAUUUAAAAUGCAUAAUUUGUAUAUUUCAUUAAUUUUAAAGAAAAAGUGCAGAAAUAUGUUUCGUCGAUUUUAAUUGAUUUUCGCAUAUUUUUAUACAUAUUUAAUAUUUUCUAAAAAAAACUGAUUUUUUUCUUUCUUAACCAAUUCAUUUUACAUAAUAUUAAAUUUAAAACUCAAUAUUAUUUAAGGUAGUUAUUUAUUGUUAUUUCAUUCCGUCUCAGUCUAUUAUUAAUUUAACGACAACGAUGCGAUUCGUAUUUAAUUUUUAUCUUAGUUAUUGCAUAUUAAUAAUGAAAUUAUGUUUUUGUAUAAUAAAUUGAGUAAUUAAUUAAAUAUUUAACAUCUUUUCAUUCAUAUUUUAGAAUUUGUUCGUGCAUAUAUGCAAAUGUACUACACCUUUUUUAGCUCCUAUAGCUUCCGAGCCCUACUCAUUAAAUAUUUUCGGGUAAUCCAAUCGUAUCUAGAAUUUUACCGUUAACAACGUUUUAAAUUUUUGGACAUAAUUUUGAAAUUUUUUUUUAUUUGAAAUAUUAUUUAGCUAUACUUAAAGCUUUUUACACGUUUAAAUUAUCUAAUUUUAAUUUUUCGUAUUUCCACGACUUUUACUAUUUAUUUUUCAACUAUAUCUUCCCAAUAAUAGAACCCCAAUAAUCUAAAUAUUAUUAUCGUACUGGAUAUACAAUAACAUAAUAAUUAUUGUAGAUAUCAACGGGACGACAGAAUAAAAAAAAAGCCAAAAAUAUACAACUAUGUUUCUGGUGUCGAGUGUCCGUUGACGUGGGGUAAAUAUAUUAAAGAAAUGCACGUUCACUAUCACAAAGCGCCUCCGUUCCGUGCAAUAUGGUACGUCUUCAGUAUUUGCUAUACCAAUUUAUGGACAGGACAAUUUUUAAGAUUUUGGCUGCACCGUAUACCCGCUGUUUUCGUGGAUUUACUAUUGAGAGUAAACGGUCAAAAACCCAAGUAAGAGCUGUGCCUAUAUAUAAUAAAUGUACCCAAUUGAAUAUAUACAUUUUUGUUGUUUUGUCGUUUGAUGAUCAAAAAAACCAUAUUGUUUAUAUACAUGGUGUUUCUGGUUUAUCCGUAUACAUUUUGAGAACGAUCUUAAUGUUAAAAACGAAAACGUGAGUUAUUGUUAACUAUCUAUAUAAUUAUUUAUUUAGUUUGAAAUUCUGUUAUAUACCAACACAGUAUAAUAACAUUUCCCUAAGUAUGAAAUAAUAAAUUUACAUGACAAUGAUAUUAAUAUUAAUAAAUACAAUGUUUUAUUUUUUAUUGACAAAUUGUAAUAAUUAAUUUAUAAAUAUAUAUAUAUAUAUAUAUAUAUAUAUGUGUGUGUAUAUCUGUGUGUCUCUGUAUGUAUAUACUAUAAGUACCUAAAAUAAAGAGUAAUACAGUAUGAAUAGCAUGAUAUUUAUGAACAUUUUAUACUUUUUCAAGUUACAUGUACAUUUUUAUAUACUACAAUUCAAAAACAUACCUAAUUAAGAUAAUCCGACCGCAACUCUGGUAUUUUUUUACCUGAUUAGAUCACGACCGCAAUUCGCAUAAUUCUUUUUUUAAGCCAAGGUCGAUCCCCGUUAGCGUUCAGUUAAGUUUUCAAUUCCACAUACCAACUUGAGAUCAAUUUCAAAAUGUACACCUACGUGGCUAUGUAUAACUGAAACGUUUAGUAUAGUCUUAAAUUAUUUGUUUUGAUUUUAAUUUAGAAUGAUGAAAAUGUAUUCGAAAACGGAAAACUUGAUGGACUUAUAUUAUACAUUUUCAACGAAAGAAUGGAAAUUCGACAACACUAAUACCAGACAAUUAUGGUCGACGAUGAAUCCGGAAGAACGCGUGUUGUUUAAAUUCAACUUUGAAGAAUUCGACUGGUUGUCCUAUAUAAAAUGUUAUUACUAUGGAAUUAGAAAAUAUAUACUACACGAAGACACAGACAACAUUUCAAAAGCACUUGCCAAAAAUCGAAAGUAUGAUUUUUUUUUUUUAUUGAUUUAUUUAAUAUCAUAUUCUUUGUUUUCAGAAUUUAUAUAUCAAUGUAUAUUGUAAUAUCUAAUCAAUUCGUAAAAUUAUAUUAACACGAUUUUUUAAAAUUUUUUUUCUAGGUUGUUCUGGUUGCAUAAUUUCUGCAUUGUUGUUUUAAUUUUUGUUGUAUUACAAAUAUGUUGGGUUUUUUUAUCACGUAUUAUAUGUUAGUGUAUUACAAAAAUUAAUAAUACUAAUAUAUGUAUAUAAAAAUUAAAAUUAAUAUAUAAAUUAUUACAAUAAUAUACAAUAAUAUACAAUAUUAUACAUUAAGUGAUGAUAUACCUAUAGUAAAUAAUACAUAUUAUUUUGUUCAAAAUGUCAAUAUAUUAUAAUAUCGUUUCAGUUUUCAUAAUUAAUUUUAAUUCAACAUGCAUUUGAUUAAUUAAUUAGGUAAUUCAAUGUUACUGAUGCGAUUUAGAAUUUAUAGCUCUAUAGUUUUGUUUUAUAUUUUACAAAAACAGCAAGUAUAUGUAUGAGUGUCCUAAAUCAAACGCAACUGAAAUAUUUUUGUUUCUGACGGUACCCAUUUGUGUAGGCGAAAUAAAAAAAAUGAGUCCUUCUCUUUUAAAAUACAAUUAUCUAUACAGGGUAUCCUACAGUGUUAUCCGUCGGUUAAUAACUCUGUCAAUACAAAUAUUUUUUUUCAGCCGGGUUUUGUGAGAGGAAGAAACAUAUUAUGUAGAAAAAAAUACAAUUUUUAUUUAUAUCCCUUAAACACUGUAAAAAAUCUAUAUUUUUAACUUUUAAACUUAUAAAAAUAUCCAUUUUGUAAAAGAUAUUAUUCUAAAAAAUAUUAUUCUUAAAACGUCAAUCUUUCAUACGUUUAUAUCAGAUAAAUAGUUUCUUAGUAUAGCGGCUUUAAUGACAGAAAUUAGACGUUUAAACAAUUAAUUUCCUAUAGAAUAACACGUUACGCGGUAAAGAACAACUAUCAGUACGGUAAUUCCAUAUCUUCCUCUGAAUAUUAAUUGUUUUUACACCUAAUUCCUUAAAGCCGCUAUAACUAAGAAAUUAUUUAUCCGAUUUAAAUGUAUGAUGCAUUGACGUUUUAAGAAUAAUAUUGUUUACACAAUUUUUACAAAAUAGAUAUUUUGAACAUUUUAAAAAAGUGAUAAAAUAAAAAGUAAUUUUUUUCAAUGAUAAAGUAAAUUACCCUUUUUUACUCUUUCACUAAACCCGAUUACAAAAAACAAAUAUAUAUUGACUGAGUUACUAACUGACAGGUACGACUGUAGGACACUCUGUAAAAGUAGUAGAUCAGAGUCGUAUUUUUUAAGGCGGAGGAGGAGAUUACAUUGUCCAAAGAACGAAUUUUUAAAAAUUAAGGGAGCAGCAUCAUCAUGAUUCGUCAAUUCAAAAAACUUAAACUUUUUUUUACCUUUUCGUAAUUUUAUAAAAAACUGAGAUGUUUAUUUACUAUUUAUAAUUUUAUUUUUGUUAUGAUACAUUAGUGUAUGACAAAAUAUUAUUGUUUACCUAUUUAGUCAAUACAGUUAUAGCUCGAUAAUCCUCAAAUUUCAAAGAAAAAAAUAAUCAAUAAAAUAGAUUGAAUUUUUUUUUAAAUAUAGAUUAUAUUUACUCAUUUUCCUCUAUUUUUAACCUUGAAUAUUUUGUAUACAAUAUGUAUAACGUUUUAUUUCGAUUAUUUUAAAAUGUUUGCUAC